AUGCGCAUUAUCGCGGUCCUGCUGCUUUUGGCUACGGUCGCCAACUGUGAUUAUGUCGAUGAUAUAUGGGAUCGUCGCCCGUGCAACAAAACAUCCGAUUGCGUGCCGGGUAGAACUUGUCGACCGUCUGGAGACUUCGUCUCGAGGAUGAUGUGCCUGAAGCCGGAUGAAUAUCCUGAGAUCGUAGAGAAAUCCCGAAAGCCCCCUUUCAUUCCGAUGCGCCCACUCCUGGCCCUUUUGCUUCUGGCUACGGCAGCGAACUGCGAGUAUUGGACUUGCAAUAUGGACGCUGACUGCCCUGCGGGAAGAGCGUGCCGAAAGACGUACCACAACUUUCCACUGAAGUCGUGUCUGAGACCGCGAGAAUAUUUUGUCGAGGAACACCGAAAUUCCAAGGAGAUUCGGUGCGUGACGGAUCAGGAAUGUCCGCCGGAUGACGAGAAAACACAAAAUUGGACUUCUUUGACGCUUGCGGUAUUAUUGUUGACUAUCGUCAAUCUUGGUAUAAUUAUAACCAUUAGAUGGUUAUUGGAUACGACAGAUGAGAAUCAUCAUCCGAGGGUUGAUGAAGCCCUCCGCGAAAAACUUACCGUUUUCUUGGGUGUUUUCUCGAUGACUUUUUGUUUUGGUUGUUGGUGCUGUUGCUGUUGUGGAGGGGUGCUUUGUCGAUACUUCUUUUGUUGGCCAGUUUACUGCUAUCAAUAUGCCGGGAACUGUAUGCACGACAUCGUCGCUAGCCACCAAUUUACGAAGGAGGAACGAGUUCAGCGGGUUCGGGACCAAGACAAAGCCCUAGAAGAACAAAUCCGACAAGCUCACGGCUUCCCGGCGAAA
Mesorhabditis spiculigera is the source of this 834-nucleotide messenger RNA. Lineage: Eukaryota; Metazoa; Nematoda; Chromadorea; Rhabditida; Rhabditidae. The record is from the annotation of a GenBank genome assembly.